Pogoniulus pusillus (Red-fronted tinkerbird) is the source of this 1728-nucleotide messenger RNA. Its product is annotated as collagen alpha-1(I) chain-like. The transcript is spliced from 3 exons. The record is from RefSeq and is a predicted model, not a curated record. NCBI's taxonomy places the organism in Eukaryota, Metazoa, Chordata, Aves, Piciformes, Lybiidae. Bases 1 to 1497 code for a protein of 498 amino acids.
AUGGCGCUGCAGCCUGCGCCCAGAACUCCAGGCUCUGGGAGAGAAGCGCUGGGCCUGGCAGGCGGCAGGCUGCCUGCUGGCACCGGGCUCAGGCUGGCCCUUUGCAGGGGCCAGAAGGGUACCCCCUGCAUUCUCUGCCCUGCUGCCGAGGUGGGCACCUCCACAACCCCCGGAGGCAGGUCCCACCUGUGCAGCAGCCCAGCCUCCGGUGCUGGCAGCGUCUCCUGGGCUGCAGCCUGCUCCUCAGGGCCCUCUUCCUCCCGCCGAGAGAAGGCUGAGGUCUGGCCUGGCAUCCUCCUCCUCCUGCUGCACGGUCAGGGAAGGCCCGGGGCCGCCUCCGUCCAACCGCAGCGUGGCCGAGCCCCGGGGCCGCCUCCGUCCAACCGCAGCGUGGCCGAGCCCCGGGGCCGCCUCCGUCCAACCGCAGCGUGGCCGAGCCCCGGGGCCGCCUCCGUCCAACCGCAGCGUGGCCGAGCCCCGGGGCCGCCUCCGUCCAGCCGCAGCGUGGCCGAGCCCCGGGGCCGCCUCCGUCCAACCGCAGCGUGGCCGAGCCCCGGGGCCGCCUCCGUCCAACCGCAGCGUGGCCGAGCCCCGGGGCCGCCUCCGUCCAACCGCAGCGUGGCCGAGCCCCGGGGCCGCCUCCGUCCAACCGCAGCGUGGCCGAGCCCCGGGGCCGCCUCCGUCCAACCGCAGCGUGGCCGAGCCCCGGGGCCGCCUCCGUCCAGCCGCAGCGUGGCCGAGCCCCGGGGCCGCCUCCGUCCAACCGCAGCGUGGCCGAGCCCCGGGGCCGCCUCCGUCCAGCCGCAGCGUGGCCGAGCCCCGGGGCCGCCUCCGUCCAGCCGCAGCGUGGCCGAGCCCCGGGGCCGCCUCCGUCCAACCGCAGCGUGGCCGAGCCCCGGGGCCGCCUCCGUCCCGCCGCAGCGUGGCCGAGCCCCGGGGCCGCCUCCGUCCAGCCGCAGCGUGGCCGAGCCCCGGGGCCGCCUCCUCUUCCUUCCAAGGGGCUCCAGACCUGCCGCCCCCAGGCAGCCCCAGGCCGCCCCAGCCCCCAGGCGCUGCUGCAGCCUCCCCCAGACCGCGGCGGCGGACGCGGAGCCGGCGCGGCCCGGCCCGGUCACGGCACUGCCUGCCGCCCCCUCCCCGGCCCCGCGUUCUCUCCGGGGUGCCCCGGGCCCGGCCGGCUCUGCGGGCGCUCGGCGGCUGCCGGUGCGGGGGCUGCCCGGGCACGUUCCCGCCGCGGGACGGGGCCGGUGCCGGUGCCGGUUCCGGCUCUCUCGUGGGCCGGGUGCGGGCGAGCCGCGAUGGGCACAGGGCCGAGGAGAGGCCCGGGGCGGCGCUGCCCCUCCCCUGCUGGUGCUUGGCGGCGGGGCCGGCCCGGCCGACCGGGGGAACUCGUCCGUCCGGUCUGACGGCGGCGGCCGCGGGGCCGUCGGAGCCAUGAGAGGGCAGCGAGCGAGGGAGGCAGCGAGCGGCGCCGGGCCCCGCGCACACAGCAGGUGAAUGCUCCUGCCGAGGACGGCGGCGGCGGCCGUGACCCGGCGGGCAGUGCCGGGGCUCUUCUGCCAGGUGAGGCCUUUGCUCCUGUCCGGCCCGGCAGCGCCAUGGGGCUGCCCUGGGCACUGGGUGUGCUGCUAGGGGCACAACGCCAGGGCAGUGCCCAGCCUGGUGCCCGACGGACCUUGGCUGUGACUGAGUGGUGCCCAGCUGCCCUGGCCGUGCCUUUGUGUGGGC